AUGUCGAGGUGCUUCCCGUUCCCGCCGCCAGGGUUUGAAUCAAGGCCCAGGAGUGAGGAGCACCACAAGGAUUUGCUGAGAAAGGAAAAGCACAAGGAUAAGAAGCACAGAAAAGGAAAGGACAGGGGAAAAGGAGAAACAAAAGAAAAGGGUAGAGAUCAUAGGAAAGAUAAGCACAACAGGAAACACAAAAGAGCGAAGUGCAGAGAGAGGAAAAAGAACGAAGACAUAUAUAAAGACAGAAACCAAACUUUGAGACACAGAAAACCUGAAGAAAAACUACAGCAUGAAUCAGUCAAAGAUACUAUACCAGCUGAUGAGUUGGUUUCCCGAAUUUUUGGUCAAGGAGAUCAUACAGACCCCAAAUAUAACAAUACUGAGUUGCUUCCUUGGAGCACUGAUAGCAUUGGUUGUACAGGUUCUAAAGAGAAGGAAAGGAAUUUUCUUGGUAGAAUGGUUAAGAAAUCUGCACAGGCAACAGAAGACAAUUACGGGAUGGUGCAAAAGAGUGACAGUAUUGCUCAUGCCAAUAAAAAAGGAAUGUGCAGGGGUAUCGAUUCUAAAACUGAAAUAAAGAAUGGGAAGAGCCUUCAAGAUAGAUCAGCUGAAAUGCAUUCCAGAAGAAGGUACAAUUGUAAUGGAGUUCGUGUGCGCCAUGAUAAUUCUGAUACACAAAGAAGCUCUGAAGUUGUACAUACUGCAACUGGCAGAGUCACACCUAACUCAAAUACUUUUCAGAGAACGGAAGAAACAGGAAAAGAUCCUGAUAUUUCUGUCCAUUCUGCAAACGUGAAAAAUGACAGAAGUAGCACAAAAGGUUUGGGGGAGGAAAAUCAAAGUGCUAACAAUUUCUGUCGCAAGAUGGAUCGGCAAUUUGCACGAAAUAAAGAUGGAGCAGUUGAAGGGAAUGCAAGAUGUAACUAUCGUAAAAGUCUUGAAGGUAAGGAUAGAGAUAUUGUUGUAAAGAAAAGAAAGACUGAAUGCAAAAAUAAAGAUAAAGAAGUGGAGAAAAAUGGUACUGUCAAUGAGCAGAAACAUGAAGAUCUUGGUGCACUUGGUGCAAGCAAGGACAAGGUCGAUAAUCUGGUGCAUUCGGGCUGUCUUAAUGAGCAAAAGUUCGCUUCUGAUAUCAGGAAAACGGAAGACUCUGGCCCUAAUAGCUCUCCACAUGAACACAGUAUGAGAACAAGCAAGCUGCCAAUGACAUCUCUUUCCAGUCUUACUUGUGUGGACGAGAAAAUUUCACAGCAUCCUCAGUGGAUCACACAUCAGUCUUCUACAGAACCAGCUGGGGUGAAUACUUCUGAUUUAGGUCAGCAUGAGUGCCGACAUAGCUAUAACAAUGGCAUCACUGGCUCUCGUUAUUCAGAGGAGCAAAUGCCUUCAGUUUCUUCAUCUGGCUAUGAGAGUAACAAAGGUUAUCUGAAGCAACCUCACCCUGAUACCAAGUAUCUGAGCCAAGUGCACUGCAUACCUUCAACACAGGACUUCUCAGAGUACAUUGAUCAGGACUGGCUGUUUUCCGUGGAUCAUAUUAGGCGGAAAACAGUGACACUUGAGGCUGUAGAAUCACGCCAAGUUUGGUCCGAUGCACAGCUAAUUGAUACUGCCGAUGUAAUUGCUAUGCCUUACGUUGUUCCUUUGUGA
Molecule: messenger RNA, 1647 nt
Organism: Miscanthus lutarioriparius
Lineage: Eukaryota; Viridiplantae; Streptophyta; Magnoliopsida; Poales; Poaceae
Source: the annotation of a GenBank genome assembly